Messenger RNA from Neodiprion fabricii, 2574 nucleotides. Its product is annotated as forkhead box protein biniou-like. Gene Ontology annotation, molecular function: DNA-binding transcription factor activity, RNA polymerase II-specific; RNA polymerase II cis-regulatory region sequence-specific DNA binding. Gene Ontology annotation, cellular component: nucleus. The coding region runs from base 780 to 2414 and encodes 544 amino acids. NCBI's taxonomy places the organism in Eukaryota, Metazoa, Arthropoda, Insecta, Hymenoptera, Diprionidae. The record is from RefSeq and is a predicted model, not a curated record. Gene Ontology annotation, biological process: regulation of transcription by RNA polymerase II; animal organ morphogenesis. The transcript is spliced from 2 exons.
AGCUCAGCAGCCAGUCUCCACCACGAACCCCGCCGCGUCGAACCUAAAUAAUUACUCCCCGGGAAAAGAUCGCGCAAACAAUUUACUCGUAUAUAAAUAAUUACAAACUCAAGCCAUUGUCCGAGCUGCCGUUAUACUACACGGUGCCGGUUCGAAUAAAUGUUUGGAUAUAUCCGAAGGACGUAAACAGUUGAUAUCCUUAGACGGGCGAUAUUUACACACUUUAAGUUUUUUCUCACACACCAUCGCGGCCGAAGACGUUGUUCGUCAUCGACACACGUAUUUAUACUCAUUAUCUGUGUACUCGCCUACUGUAGUGACAUGGUGUUGGCACAAUUUUCACUCGUGCUUACGUGAUACAAAAACUUGACGGAUAUUCUAAUACUACUAUAUAAAUACGUGAUAUAUAUUUUUGUCAAUGUGUAAACGCGUCGAACAGUGAACGGUGGAUUUGAUGUCAACGAAUACAGAGUAUCAAGAAGACUGAUUUUGUGAAAAGUGACGUAAUAUAAAAGUUUUUGUGUCGCGUGGGCUCGAAGACUUGGAACAGGUACAAACGGUCAGAGAAAGUUGAAAAACCCGAGAGGAAUAUUACAAAUCAACGUUCGGAAAUGUGCGUCGAGUCGUCGCCGGGACGAGUUUGACGAACCAAAAAAGAAUAAAGAAAGAAAAAUAGAGGGGUGGAUAGAUUUGGUUCGUUGUUAGUUUGAUAUAUACCAAGCGAGACACGCGUCUCGGGUAACGGCUUCAAAAUUUUGCUCCACGGUAGCUCGGUGAUAAUGAAGAAUGAGUCGGAGGGUGGUCCAAACGUCCUGCAGGAAUCUCACGGGGCGGGAGGAAGCGCCGUUAAUUCGGGAAGGACUGGAAGCCAGAGCCUCCAAGAGUCGUUGAUAAGCCCGUUAUCCCAGGUGAGCCAGUCGACGGAGGCGCCCCGCAAGCCUGGAGCACGUCGUCAGGAGAAACCGCCUUAUUCGUACAUCGCGUUGAUAGUGAUGGCGAUCCAAUCGAGUCCGGGAAAGCGACUGACACUGUCGGAGAUUUACACCUUCCUCCAACAACGGUUCCCAUUCUUCCGCGGGGCUUACCAAGGCUGGAAGAACUCGGUAAGACACAACCUGAGCCUGAACGAGUGCUUCAUAAAACUUCCCAAGGGUCUCGGUCGGCCGGGAAAAGGGCACUACUGGACCAUCGAUCCGGCGAGCGAGUUCAUGUUCGAGGAAGGAAGCUUCCGGCGACGUCCCCGCGGCUUCCGGCGAAAGUGCCAGGCCCUGAAACCACAGUACCCUCAAUACUUCGCGACGGCGACUCCCGUCGGUGUCCAGAAUCCCGGUUACGAGGGAUCUCUGGCUGCGGCUGCGGCGGCCGGAGCCGGAGCCGACUACGUUAAUGGGUACCAGAACCAGUACCAGAACUACCAAGACUACGCGAUGUACGGUCCGACUACCGGCAUGACGGCGGAUUGGGGCUACGCCGAGACGCCUUACAAGACGCCGAUCGCCGAGGUCACCUACAAGACGACCGAGGUCACCUACAAGACCGGGGACCACUUGUACAAGAACAACGAGGCGCUUUACACCCGGGGAAACGAGGGCGGCGUUGGGGUAACCUUCAAGACCGAAGUGCCCUACCGAAACGGCACCGAUCUUGCCGCAUACAAGACCGAGGACGCCGAGAUGUCAUUCAAGGGUAACGACUCCGAUCAGAUAAUGUACCCCAAGAGCAACAACAACUCCACGGGAUCGAACCCCUCGACACCGAACCCGGCCCACCAUCACCAGGACUACUACCCUGCCCCGAUAUACAACAUCCAAGGUUCCGUCCAGCAGGGGUCAUCCUCGAGCGGCGGAUCCUCGUCUGGACUCGGGGUCUCUCACCCCCACAACCACACGCAACACUCUCACCCCCAUUCCCAUGGACAUUCGCACUCGCAUUCGCACUCGCACUCUCAGCCGCAGCCAGCCUCCAGCCCGAUUGCAAAUUCUAGCUCGAAUUCAACUCACAGCGGAUGCCAGACUCCGGUCGGCGUUGGAAUCGCCGGUUCAUCAAACUCCGCAACCUCCGUAGUAGCCAGUACCCACAACACGGAUCAUCACGGUAUGCGAAUGCAGUGUUCAAGCUCAAGCUCAAGCAGUUCGGGGGGUGGUUUGGUCGAGAGGAAAUCGUACCUUCCGCCACCGCCGUCUUCGGUCCCCUUGAGUUCUUUGAGCUCGCUGAAUUCCCUGAGUUCGCUGGGCGCCCUGAGUCUGGGUAACCUGGGUAACCUGGGAAACCUUGGCGGCCUCGGAAACUCGGUUGGCAGCCUAAACGUUCCCACCUCGGUAACGAACAUGAGCAUCGGGGCGAAUAACAUCGCUCACACCUCGACGCCACCUCCGACAACGAUGUACUACGAUCAGCUUAAGUACCAAAUGUGAAGAAGCACCUGAAGCGGUUCACAAGCUGGCCGCAACGGCUUAAGUUAAUCGCAUAUGUAUAAUAUACAGGGUAUUCCAAUACCACUUCGACCUAGGUCCGACCAUUGACCUCUCGGAUUGGACCUGCGAUUUUUCGUACGAUUGUUCUCACUGUGAAAGG